Messenger RNA from Gopherus flavomarginatus (Mexican gopher tortoise), 8332 nucleotides. It is a transcript of the gene CDON, whose product is annotated as cell adhesion associated, oncogene regulated. NCBI's taxonomy places the organism in Eukaryota, Metazoa, Chordata, Testudines, Testudinidae. Gene Ontology annotation, molecular function: protein binding. Gene Ontology annotation, cellular component: plasma membrane; axon. Bases 200 to 3982 code for a protein of 1260 amino acids. Gene Ontology annotation, biological process: cell-cell adhesion; nervous system development; axon guidance. The transcript is spliced from 20 exons. The record is from RefSeq and is a predicted model, not a curated record.
GUGCGCGAGGCAGCGGUCGGGGCGGGCGGUGUUGGAUGGAGGGGCCGGUCCGGAUCGCCCGCGCGCUCUGGAAUGUGCUGGGGGCGGCUGCCGAGCGCGAGCGGGGGCGCUCUGGGCACGGCCAGCCCGGCUGCUGAGAGUUUUCUCAGUACCUUAUCUUAGUCUGGAACUCUGCUUUCAAUUUCUGUAAUCUGGCGCUAUGCAUCCGGAUCCCAGACCCUUACAGGCACUGCUCUUCAUCACUGCUACAGUUCUCUUCUCUGCUACAAGUUCAGAUAUGAUUCCUCAUUUUAUUUCUGAGCCCCUGGCUACUAUCCAGAAGCCUGGUGUGCCUGUAAAGCUUCAUUGCUCUGCUGAACCCUCCACAGCUCGCAUUUCUUGGAUGUUUAACGGACAGAGGUUGGACAGCAGGGUGGAGGAAGUGGAGGUGCAGCUAGGAUCUUUGACAAUCUUCUCUCUCAGCCCCUCAAAUUCUGGUCACUAUCAGUGCAUUGCCAAUUACAGUGCUGGUGCAAUUGUGAGCAGGCCUGCUGUAGUAUCCGUAGGCUAUCUUGAUGAUUUUGAUACUUCAGUGAAACACAUAGUUACAGCAGAAGAAGGAAGUGCUGCCUUCAUUGGCUGUAAGGUACCAGAAAGUAACCCUAAAGCACAAGUUCGCUUUCGAGUACGGGGAAAAUGGCUGGAACAAUCAACAGAUAACUACCUAAUUCUUCCAUCUGGAAAUCUGCAGAUUUUGAAUGUCUCUUUGGAGGAUAAAGGCUCCUAUAAAUGUGCAGCAUACAACCCAGUCACUCAUGAUCUCAAAUUAGAACCCACUGGACAUAAGCUCGUAGUCAGCCGCACUUCUGCAGAAGGCUUUCGCAUUCUUCACCCCACCGUUUCUCAGGCUUUGGCGGUACCUCAGCACAGUCCCCUAACUCUAGAGUGUGUUGUUAGUGGGUUGCCUGCAUCUCAUGUCCACUGGUUUAAGGAUGGUCAGGAUGCCCUAACUGGAGGCAGGUGGAGACUGCUGCACUCUCAUCUUGUGACCGACAGACUUGAUACAUUGGAUGCUGGAAACUACUCCUGUGUGGUGGCAAAUGAGUCUGGAAUAGUGAAAUAUAUAAAUUAUACAGUAACUAUACUUGAAUCUGCCUCAAUUUCUAAAGGACUGCAGGAUCAAACAGUGGCUGUGGGUGCAACUAUACAUUUCUCAUGUGACAUUCAUGGAAACCCUGCUCCUAAUCUUACCUGGUUCCAUAAUGCAGCUCCUAUCCAUCUGUCUCCACGACAUCUGGUCACAGGAAACAGGUUGAGAAUCACUGGCAUCACCAAGGAGGAUUCUGGGUUGUACCAGUGUGUGGCAAACAAUGGGAUUGGUUUUAUGCAAUCCACUGGGAGACUUCAAAUCCAGACAGGCAAAGGUUCCAAGCCGGUUAUAGUUUCUUCACCAGCUAGUGCCAAUGUGGUAGAUGGUGGUGAUGUUACAUUGUCAUGCAAUGCCACUGGACUACCUGUUCCUGUAAUCCGUUGGUACAACAGCCAUGGACUUAUUACUAGCCACCCCUCUCAGGUCCUACAUUCAAAACCACGAAAAUCUCCACAAACAAGAAGAGGCAGCACGAUUUUAGAACCCGUCUACUUCACCAUGUCUCGAGCGGGAUCGAGCUCCCUAUACAUUCAAGCAGUUACUCCAGAGCAUGCUGGGAAAUACUCUUGUGAAGCAACAAAUAAACACGGCUCAGUGCUGUCCGACGCAUUUCUUACCGUUGUUCCUUUUGAAUCUAGUACAAAAGCUGAAGAAGUCACUCCUAUGGAGGUUGCCCAAAGUGAUGAAGGUGAUGGAGAUUAUGAUACAGAAGUGGGGUUCUCAAAUUUGUCUCCGACAAAGUUGCAUCUUGAUGCAGUUGCUACAGAAAAGACACCCAAUGGGGCUUUGCCUCCCGAAGCCCCAAUCAUCCUCAGCCCUCCACAGACACUCAAGCCAGACAUGUAUAACCUGGUGUGGCGCUCUGGAAAGGAUGGCGGCUUGCCCAUCAAUGCUUACUUCGUGAAAUAUCGCAAGCUGGAUGAUGGUGUCAGCGUCAUGGGAAGCUGGCAUACAGUUCGUGUUCCUGGAAGUGAAAAUGAGCUGCUUCUCUCAGAACUGGAGCCCUCCAGCCUCUAUGAAGUUCUGAUGGUAGCGAGGAGUGCUGCUGGUGAAGGCCAGCCUGCCAUGCUUACAUUUCGCACCAGCAAAGAAAGAACAUCCUCCUCAAAAAACACUCAGCCCCCAUCUCCCCCACAUGGCAUUCCUAAAUAUCCUGUCAUUCAGGAAGGGACAAAUAACUUUGGGGUGGUCCUUCCAGACCUGUCUCGACACAGUGGAGUUCCAGAAGCUCCAGAUCGCCCUGCUAUCUCCACAGCUUCCGAGACAUCUGUCUAUGUCACAUGGAUCCCACGUGCAAAUGGUGGCUCCCCCAUCACUGCCUUUAAAGUCGAGUACAAGCGUAUGAGCCGAAACAGUGAUUGGCUAAUUGCAGCCGAUAGCAUCUCUCCUUCUAAACUGUCAGUGGAAGUUCGCAACUUAGAGCCAGGAGCAACGUACAAAUUCCGUGUGAUUGCUGUUAACAAUUACGGAGAUAGUCCACGAAGCUCACCGUCUCGGCCAUAUCAAGUCGCUGGCUUUACCAAUCGUUUUUCCAACCGCCCAAUCACAGGACCUCACAUUGCCUACACUGAGGCAGUCAGCGACACUCAGAUCAUGUUAAAAUGGACUUAUAUUACUUCAAGCAACAACAAUACCCCCAUCCAAGGAUUUUAUAUCUAUUAUCGGCCAACUGACAGUGACAAUGAUAGUGAUUACAAGAGAGAGAUUGUAGAAGGUACAAAGCAGUGGCACUUGAUAAGCCACCUGCAGCCAGAAACAUCUUACGACAUUAAAAUGCAGUGCUAUAAUGAGGGAGGAGAAAGUGAGUACAGCAACGUAAUGAUGUGUGAGACGAAAGUGAAACGCACACCUGGAGCAUCAGAAUAUCCAGUGAAGGAUCUGAGUACACCACCUAAUUCUCCUGAUCGUGCCGGAGGAGGCAAUGCUGGCCCAUCGAAUGGCCCUGUUCGGAGCAGCGACAUGCUAUAUCUGAUUGUGGGCUGUGUCCUUGGAGUGAUGGUCCUUAUUCUGAUAGUUUUCAUUGCCAUGUGUCUGUGGAAGAAUCGCCAGCAAAACGCCAUGCAGAAGUAUGACCCUCCUGGUUACCUCUACCAAGGUGCAGAUAUCAAUGGGCAAAUGGUCGAAUACGCUACUUUACCAGGCACAAGCCGCAUCAAUGGCAGCAUACAUGGAAACUUCAUCAGCAAUGGUAAUCUCAGUAAUGGCUGUCCACACCUCCAUCUCAAGGUUCCCAAUGGAGUUAAUGGGAUCAUGAAUGGUGGCUUGAAUGGAGGGACUGGCCUUUACCCGGGGCACACCAACUCUCUAUCCAGGACACACGUGGAUUACGAACAUCCCCACCAUUUAGUGAAUGGUGGUGGAGUGUACACAGCAGUGCCUCAGACCGACCCCUCGGAGUGCAUCACUUGCCGGAACUGUCGGGACAAUAACAGGUGUUUCACCAAAACCAAUGGCACUUUUAGCAGCAAGACACUACCUGUGGUGCCCAUAGUAGCACCUUAUCAACAGGACAGUUUAGAGAUGAAACCGAUGAAUCAUGUGAUGGUAGCCAUGUGUUUAGCCUCCACGGUCCCAGAACGCAGCGUCAAGAUGGAGGAAGACAGCAAGGAGAAAGUGGAGCAGCCAUCCACUCAGCAUUCUUGCUGUCAGGAAAAUAUGAAUCCGAUUAACAUAGAUUACCCAGAAGGUGACGUCUGUGCACAUUCGGAAACAUCAAAUCCUAUUUUGAGCUGGAGCCCUCUUAUUCUGCAGCCUGUUUCGAAGGACUGUAAUGAAAAAUCAGGAUGGAUUUCACCUGGUGUCCCUUUAAACAGCUCCGGGGACCUUCGACAGCUCCACACGCAGGAAACCUGAAGAAGCAGCAACCGUUUUCCCACUCAAAACCAGUAACUGCACAGCAGAGUCACUGACGAGGACUGAUGGAUGGGGUGUUAAUUAUAACAGAGAGAGUCACUAUUUAUUUUUUGUAGUAGUGUCAUGAAUGUAUCUUGUUUGAAAUGUUGGCCUUUUAAUAUUAUUUAUGCCUUGAGAAAUUCCUUUGUUUUUUCCACACCCUGUGGAAUUAGCCUGGUUAUGUAUAAAGUUUUGUAAUAAUAUAAAGAACAACAAUGGGAAAUACAGAGUGUGUUUUCCAUGGAUAUUACCAGCAUGAGAAGCACUUCUGCAAAGGAGCAUUGAUGUUGAGUGUGCAGAUUUUCGAGUGGAUCUAACCCGAGUGGUUCUGAAGUUCAUAGCAGAUUAUAGCCACCCUAUAGAGCUGCUGUGUCACUGGCAUCUGUUGCAAUAUUUUUACGGCUGAUUUGCCUGACUACAUUCGAAUGCUGUUGUUUCAGGCUCUCUUGAUGGAAAGAGAUUUGAUAAUUGAACCCCAGCCGAUCUGUUUAUACGAAUGGUACAGCUGGUCGAGUAGUAAUACAUCUGUUUGGGAGCCAGAGCCCUGCAUUCAGUUGGAUACUACUUAUCAUAUUUUUAGUUAUCUCCAAGUAUUGGAAAACCUCUAAUGUUCAGAGAAAAUUUCAUCUUCCCCAAACUUUCGUGCCAUCUAACAGGACUGAUUUAUCUGAACAUUCUUACUGGAAGGUCACUAUUUGUUGUUUUUAAAAGUAUUCGUGAUCUAAUCAGGGAACAGAAAGUAUUCCAUAUGACUUGUGGGACCAGCUAUAUAAUAUACAUAAGGAAUAAUCUACAUGAAUAAUUUGUGAACAGCCUGGAGUCUGAGCAUUGUUUAUUCAAGCUCGUCAGCACAUAGUGAUUUCUCUGAACAUAUUUGUUAUUCUUGUUAAAGGCUCUCAACCAAAAAAGGCUGCUCAAUUCAGAAGAGUUAUUGGCAGCAACUCUCUUAUUAGCCAGUUGUUUUGCAUUCUUGUGCAUGUUUUAAAUUUCGCUGCAGGUAAAUCGGGCUCAAUUUUCUAAAUUUACAUCUUAAACCUGCUCAUGCAUGCGCACCUUGGGAUUGAUAAACCAAGAGUAAAUGCCGGCAGGGCAAAGUGAACUCACUCUGAAAUUAGCGACAGAGUCCUUUUGGCACCUUUGUAGACCAACAGACGUAUUGGAGCAUAAGCUUUCGUGGGUGACAUGCAUCUGACGAAGUGGGUAUUCACCCACGAAAGCUUUUGCUCCAAUACGUCCGCUAGUCUAUAAGGUGCCACAGGACUCUUAGUCUGGAUCUGUAAAAAGCUGCAAACAUGGCUACCCCUCCGAUACUUGUCACUCUGAAAUGUCCAACUGCUUCAGUUUCUACGGCAUAUUAGUACUUAGUUGCCACUAAUUCCACUGGCUUAAUUUCCAGUUGCCUCAAACUGGACCUGUUCAAUUUACAGUAGAAUCUCCAGUGGUUGGUACUUUUCUAAUCCCCCGAGAUACACCGCUUACCUCGAUAUAACGCCACCCGAUAUAACACAAAUUUGGCUAUAACGAGGUAAAGCAGCGCUCCGGGGGAGGAGGGGUCUGCGCACUCCAGUGGAUCAAAGCAAGUUCAAUAUAACACGGUUUCACCUAUCACGCGGUAAGAUUUUUGGCUCCCAAGGACAGCAUUAUAUCGAGGUAGAGGUAUAAUAUUCAGUAGUGCUGGUAGUUGCGCAUCUCUAAACAUAACCCUGGUUAGCAGAGGCAGAUCUGUGGUAAGGCUCGCAUUCCUAAAAUAUGAUGCACUGUUAGCACAAAUGAUUUAAACUAAAGUAUAAUGACCGUUUUGUGAUGCGUUAGCCCUGCUUGUUUCUUCGCUUACCAAGGUAAUGUUCAAUCCUUUGCAAUGGAUCUCCCAGGGACUGAAUGGUAUUUUAACUCCACGGUUUGAGAAAAAGGGAAAAACGUAUCGUUUGUGUAAUAACACUCUCCUCGCCUGUUAAAUAAGAGCCCGGAGGUGUUGCUUUAGAAAAUUGAGCCCCGGUGCUGUCGCAAACGGUGUCCGACAAACGACAGCUCAGACAAUGGCUGUGUAUGAAGAAAUCUGCCUGUAUCUCAGACAUAGCAGCUGGAGUGUGAUGUAGGUGUUGCAAUGUUAACUGCACUUUUUUUUUUCAAAUUUAAUCAGAGUAAAUAAAACAAACUUUCACUUGUAAAACACUCUAUCCAAAAAUCAGAGCCUAUAACCCAAGGAAUGAGGCACAUAAAUCACAAUUACUGCCGCCCUGAGGCAACACAUGUGCAGUCUCCUUUUAAUGGAAUGAAUAUUUUCCUAGCGAGAAACGCCCCGAGGGGAGGGAGGGACGCAAAGCUGCCCUAUUUGAAUCGCAAACCACUUACGGAAGAAAUGAGGAGGUGGCUACAGGUGCACUGAACAGUAGAACCUCAGAGUUACAAACACCAGAGGUACGAACUGACUCGUCAACCACGCCUCUCGUUUGGAAUCAGAAGUACACAAUCAGGCAGCAGCAGGGACCCCCAAAAAAGCGAAUACCACACUGUACUGUAUUAAACAUAAACUACCAAAGGAAAAGCAGUGUUUUUCUUCUGCAUACUAAGGCUUCAAAGUCAAUGUUCAGUUGUAAACUUUUGAAAGAACAACCAUAACGUUUUGUUCAGAGUUACAAACAUUUCAGAGUUACUAACAACUUCCGUUCCCAAGGUGUUUGUGACUCUGAGGUCCUGUUGUACCACACUGAGUAAGAUAUGUGUAUCAUAAAGACUGGCUCUGUACUUUUCUAACUAUUGCAACAAAUGUCAAAUGCGGCAUGUGUAUAUACAGUGUGUGAAAAUAUGUAUAAUAUAGAAUAUAUAUUAUAUAUUUUAUAAAUACAGCCGUUAAAUGAGAACUUACUGGGUUUGAUCUGGGUCACUAUGCAAGAGUUUAUUGCAGUAGGAAACUAGUUGAUGCUGUUUUUGCUUGGUGGCUGGGAGAGGGGGCUGCACCAGAUGUGUACACAAGUUCUGUAUUCCUGCUGUCCAGGUGUACAGUAUGUGAUAAUGGAUUAGUCUGCAUGUUUGUGAGACCUAAUUAGCAUCCGAGGAAGGCAGACUCCCAUCGUCUAGUGUGAUCUAUUGAGUGCAAUGGCCGAUCUCGUUAGGUUACAAAAGUUGCCUGUUAAGAGAACUAGCAUAUUAAAUGCUUUGACAGAGAGAUUCAGGAAACUCUGCUGUAAGAGUUUGAUAGUUUGGAGCAGGAAACCAAGGCAGGUUCGUAUGAGCCCUUGGGACAUAAACUACUUUGAAAGAGUCAGAUUUUGGGGGUGGGGCUUCUACUCAAGGAAGAGAGUGUUGUAAUCUGCCACGUUAGCAGGGUCUCAUCGUGGACUGCUUUAUUUAUAAUGAAUAACACUGUUUUAAGUGUUUUUCUUUUAUUGUAUUUUAUUUAUAAAUAUAUAUAUGUGUGUGUGUUUGCCUUUCUUUUUAGGGGACAUGUGUUCUCCCAACUAUAAGUGCAUAAUUACAAAACUCUACGCAAAUCCUGCAUAGAUGCUGUGAUUCCCAGGUCAUGCAGAUCAGUCCAAUCCCAUCCUUAGACUUCAGCUAGCACCAGCUCCCCAGGAAAUGCUGAAAGACCUUGCCUCUCUGAAAACCCGCCCUGUUCUUUAAAGCUGGCUUGGUUUUGUGCUUUGAAUGUUAUUUUCCUUUGAAAUCUAGAGGGCACAAACUCUAGAAUCCUGGGUUCAUUGACAAGGCUUUUGGCACCAGGAGGAUGAGGUACAUUGCUAGAGCUGUGAUGAGGAAACUUAUAUUAACUGCCUAUGUUAUGCUUGACUCUAACCAGUGUUACGUUCUUUGCUUCUAUGGGCACUAUAUACAUAAUCCAGAGUUUGUGUUUUGUUCUUUGUUUUUUUUAAGAUUCACUGACAUCAGGCCUAUGUGCUUUUUACAGAGGCCCUCUGAAGCUUCCUGGUUGUUACUAGCCAAAUUUUGAUCUCUCAGAAACAAUCAAUUUAAAAAUCUCGUUUCAAACCUUUCCUCUUGGUACGUGCUCUAGUUAUAUAAUGGUCUGUCUUAAUAUGGGUCUUGGUAUAAAACAGACCAAGCGACCCUCUCUGAUCCUCCCAGUAUCUGAGACUGUCAUUCAGCUGCCCAAGGAAAAUUUUCUGUAUUUCACCUGUGUGGUCUUUGAAAGCAACGACUUAAAGAUGCAUGGUUUUUGUAUCAUAUAGAAAAAUGCUAUAUUUUCCUAAAAAAAAGUUGUAAUAUUCUUUUGAAAUUGUAUAUAUAUUUUUAAUGUAGUUUUUGACAGAAUUUGUUGGUGGUUUGAUUAAUAUUAAAGAGAAUGCUGCUGCUUUA